AAUAGAUCAAAAUUAGGAAAUUAAUGGGAAAGAAUAAUUAAAAAACAACAUGAACAUAGUAAAAGCUGAAGAUUGGCAAUCCUGGCUACACAUCACGUCGUGACGUCGACGCAUAUUGUUGCUCGUGUCUGUCUCACCGUUUUAUUGACAGCUCAUUUUACACGAAGUGUCUUAAUCAACCGUCAAGAUUGAGAAUAAAAUGCGGCGAGCUCAUUCAAAUUAUGCCUAUGAACCUGUACCAACGACAUCGAGUCACAAUGGUGUGGAGGAUGAGAAUGAAAGAAUGACGGAUCAUUUAAAGGAUAAAAUUCAUGCUCUGAAGUCAUUGUCGAUCGACAUUGGAAAUGAAGUACAAUAUCAAGAAAAAAUGCUUCGUGGGAUGGAUGAAGAUUUUGAGAGAACAAGCGGUUCGUUAACAGGAUCCGUUGCACGUGUCUUACGCUUGUCCAAAGGAAGCCAUUCUUACUACAUUCUCUAUUUAUUUCUGUUCUCUGUAGCUGUAUUUUUUGUAUUAUGGAUAGCAAUGAAAUUUUUCUAACCAUAAAAAGCUUUUAAAUUGUUAAGAAAUUUGAAGGGUGGAUUCAUUCCUAAAUUAUUUCGAUAUAUAGUUGCAUAGAAUAAUCUUUGAUUAUGAUAGGCAAUAUUCAUGUAUAAAGGUCAGGAAUACUUUAAACUAAUUUAGGAUAAG
This is a messenger RNA of Colletes gigas, 688 nucleotides long. RefSeq names its product BET1 homolog (gene Bet1). The record is from RefSeq and is a predicted model, not a curated record. Gene Ontology annotation, cellular component: SNARE complex; Golgi trans cisterna. The transcript is spliced from 5 exons. The coding region runs from base 200 to 538 and encodes 112 amino acids. Lineage: Eukaryota; Metazoa; Arthropoda; Insecta; Hymenoptera; Colletidae. Gene Ontology annotation, biological process: endoplasmic reticulum to Golgi vesicle-mediated transport; vesicle fusion with Golgi apparatus. Gene Ontology annotation, molecular function: SNAP receptor activity.